AUGAUAGAUGAUUCAACACGCGUUCCUCUUGGAGAAAACAAGGACUACAUCAAUGCUAGCUAUAUUAGAAUAGUCAAUUCUGGAGAAGAAUAUUUUUAUAUUGCUUCUCAAGGACCACUGCCAAGUACCACAGAUGACUUUUGGCAAAUGGUUUUAGAGAAUAACUCUAAUGUUAUUGUCAUGAUAACCAGAGAGAUAGAAGGUGGAGUUAUCAAAUGCCACCAUUACUGGCCCAUUUCUAUGAAGAAGCCUUUGGAAUUGAAAAACUAUCAGGUCUUCCUGGAGAACUACCAGAUACUUCAAUAUUUCAUCAUCCGAAUACUUCAAGUUGUGAGGAAGUCUACAGGAACUAGUCACUUUGUAAAACAUGUGCAGUUCACCAACUGGCCAGACCAUGGCACUCCUGCCUCAGUAGAUGGCUUCAUAAAGUAUGUGCGUUUCGUGCGGAAGAGUCACCUUACAGGACCCAUCCUUGUUCACUGCAGUGCUGGCGUGGGCCGGACGGGAGUGUUCCUAUGUGUGGAUGUUGUGUUCUGUGCCAUUGAAAAGAACUUUCCCUUCAACAUCAGGAAUAUAGUGGCCCAAAUGAGAGAACAGCGUUAUGGCAUGAUUCAAACAAAGGAGCAGUAUUUCUUUUGUUAUAAAGUUGUGCUUGAAGUUCUUCAGAAGCUUCUGACUUUCGAUUAAGAAAGACUUCUGUUGCCUCACUCUUGAAAUUACCAAGUGGCUUGGAGCUGCCUCAUAAAGGACAUGUUCUAGCUGUGCUGAAGGGCUUUGCUGAUGCACACAAUGUGCUUUCUUGGUGUAUCAUUUGACUUUCUUUCUGACAACUUCCUGAAGGCAGCAUCAUUUAGUUUGGGGUGAACAGUGUUUAUCCAUUAAUCUUACUUAGAUAAUAUCAAAAUACCCUCCCACAUUUUCCAGUGAAACAAAAGUUGCAUAAAACAACUGCAGCCUAUUUGGCUGCAGGGAUUAUGGAA
Molecule: messenger RNA, 980 nt
Organism: Nyctereutes procyonoides (raccoon dog)
Lineage: Eukaryota; Metazoa; Chordata; Mammalia; Carnivora; Canidae
Gene: PTPN20
Product: protein tyrosine phosphatase non-receptor type 20
Exons: 4
Coding region: 1-687 (228 amino acids)
Biological process (GO): protein dephosphorylation
Cellular component (GO): cytoplasmic side of plasma membrane; cytoplasm
Molecular function (GO): protein tyrosine phosphatase activity
Source: RefSeq, a predicted model, not a curated record